GCACUGACCCACGCGACAUAAACAGAGUGAUGGCGGCCUCCGCUGCAGUCCGGUCGAGCAUGGGACUGACUUUGAGACUUUCGCGUGUUAUUCCAGACUGCAGCACUUGUCCAUUCCACCGGUUAAAGAGCUGCGUGGGUAUCGUCGCUAACUCACUGAGAAAUCGCUCCUUUGACAACUUUCAGACGAUUAAUCGACACCUGCAGACGAGUAUAGGUGAGGAGUGCAGCUUGCUAACACUGUUAGCCUGAUAGAGUCUGUAGAUUCACUUGCGAAUAUUUGUUUACGGUAUAAGCUAUCUGGAUAAAUGCCAUUAAAUUCCACGUAGUUCACGCUAUCGUCGAGAAAUCCAGACAUGUAAUUAAUCGAACAAUUAACGAAGUUAUCUGAGUCUAAAGUUUGCUCAAUAACAGUGAUGUAACCUCAACCCCUAAGUCCUAAACCGGCUUGUAGAACUUUGUGCACUAAGUGAAACUUUCUUACCUCUGAUCUGAAUCUGAAAACACUCCGUCCUUUUUCUCACUUCUUCGCUCUUUUUUCUUCAUUUUUUUCUUUCUAAGGUCUUUAUCACAGCGAAGAAGGGACCUCCGGAGCAGAAGACUCGGAUGAUGUGUGAGUUUUCCUAGGACACGAAUUGUGAGAUAAUAUUGUGAUCAACAGGUGCUGUACACAUUGCAAAUACUCUCUAAAUGGCUAUAAUGCCACUUCACGGAGAAGUAUUAUUAAAGUAUUAUUAAAAAAGUCCUCUCCACAUUUGAGAAAGCUGAACUGGAGUGGCUCAAACAUUUGCCUAGUCAUGCUGAGAUAGCGUUUUCAUUUUUUUUUCAUACAACAUAGUGACAUGACUCAUGGCUGAUUUCAACAUAAAAUACGUAUAUCACUAGGGGAGAGUGGGGUAAGAUGAGCCAUUUUUCAUAUUUUGGAUCACUAUAUCAAGGCAAUCAUAGUUUUGUCUCUAACUUGUGUAUCUGCACAUAUUGAAGAUGUGCAUCCCUGCAAACCAACAGAACGAGUGUAAACAUAACUGUCUUGAUAAUAUAGCAUGACAAAAACAAGUGGUCUCCUAUGGUAAGUUGAGCCGUAUCCCUACUACCCCCCCCCACUCUCCACCCCAGCCCCCCCUCACCUUCUCUCUCCCUAAAUAACAGUCACUUCUUCGCAUUCAUGUGUAUUUUUAUCUAUUAUACUCUAUUCAUCUGGUACAAUAAUUCUUUUUAUUAUUAUUGCAUAUAACUGCUAAAAAGCUAUUUUGUAAAAAGUCAUUUUAACAUGAGAAUGCCUUUUAGUGAUUUAGAACAUUCACAACUGUAUUCUUGAAAAGAAAAAGUAACACAUUUCAACAAUCUGAACUGAAACUCUGAUCCUUUCAUCAGACUUCUUUACUUUCUCAGUUGAGUCACUGGAUCAACUUACCCCAGAACUACUAUGAUGACUUCAUUAGUCCUCUAAGCUAAAAUGGUGGACUUUUAUUCUAGGUUUUUGACCUCAUGUUGUAGCUCAUAGAUACCACAACUGACGUAUAAAACAAAUUUAAAAUGAUCUUUUUUUGGUCUGAAAACAAUUCUAAUAAAACUAAUGACAGACUAAAUUUACUUUCAAGAAUAAAAAAUGUAUUUUUGUAAAAUCCGUCAUAGGGUAGCUCCGCCCCCACUCUGCAACCUCAUACAGUUUAGAUCUCCAGCAACCAGUGGUACUAGAGGGGCGGCCAGAGGAGACUGCCAGAUCCCACUUAGAAAAUCUGUAUUUGGUCAGUCAGUUUUUUCUUGUAGGGCAGGCAAGGAUUGGAACACAACACCACAAAACAUAAGAGAGUCCAAUUCAUACAGAGCAUUUAAAGUAAAUUUGAAGAGGUGGUUACUUGAAAACCAAACUUGUUGUCAUUAGUUGGUUGGCGUGCUUUCGGGUGGGUAAUGUUGAUGUUUUAAAUAUUGUGUAUUAUGUAUGUUUUUAUGUAGUUGCUGAUUUCCCACCUUUUUAGGUAGUUUUUAGGUAGUUCCUUCUGGCAGGGGGACUACCAAUGGAAACUAGCCUUGUGGCUACAAUUGGGUCCAUUUACAUUUUAUCUUUUUAAAAUGUUCAUUAAUGUACACUGUCCCUCUUUAACAAAUAAAAAGGAAAUGAAAUGAAAUAAAUGUCUAACCCCCUCACCAAUUUGCUUCUAACCUUUUAAGACUCCAUGAAUUGAUGCCCAUGUGAAUAAAUAUUUAGACUCCUAAAUAUUUAGUCACAUGUUCAAUUUCUUUUACUAUUUCCAAGCAACACAGGGUGGCUCAACUUACCCUUUGGCUCAACUUACCCCACUCUCCCUUACACUGAAUAAACACUCUAAAUAGUACUCUAAGCAAUGUAAAUAAACAUUUUAACACAUAAAUAAGGAUUUAAAGAAACGCUGAUAAAAAACAAUGUUGAGUUUGUAUUUCUUGAAAAAAUUGAAAAUUCUUUAUUUGAGCAAUAAUCUUGUUUCGUAACAAAACCACGUGCACCUUUGUCACUUUGAAAUAACAGCAGCAGGGAUGAGGAACAGAUCACAGUCUGACAGACAGUAAUUACAUGCAGUGGCGAAGGGUUUGAACUACUUCCCAAAAAGAAAGUUACAUGAUGAAAGUUGUUGUCGUUUGCUUCUGCGACUGAGCAAAAUUAUUUGUAAUUCUCUGCUCUACAGGGUGAAUGUGGUGUAUGUAGAUCGGUCUGGCAAAAGGAUCCCAAUCAAGGCCAAAGUGGGAGACAAUGUCCUGUAUCUGGCUCACAAGCAUGGAAUUGAACUGGAAGGUAUUUCACACAUUUACACUCUGUUAAUAUUGAAAUAACAAUGAUAACGAUGUACAUCAAAAAUUAGUUUCCCUCAAUAUCAAUAUAAAACAUGGUUAACAUGCUUUUCAAUAGACGUCAUUCUGCCAUGUUUUGGUAGACUAUACGAAUAGCCAAUGAAAAGGGACAAAAACGUAGGUGGUGUGGAGGUAUUUUGGUUUUUUGAGGUCAGACAUGUAGCAGAGUAAUGUGCACUGCAAAUUAUGUCGAGUACGUGUUCUCACAAAGUUGGGGAAUACGUCAAAUCUCUUUCACCACCUUAAGCAGUGCCACACGGCAGAGCACGCGUAAUGCAAAAGGUUACAAACCCAGAGCAGAACAAGGAGCCCGUGGCGCCUGUGCAGCCGAAACAGCCGACCAUUCAGUCCGCUUUCUCUAGUGCAACGCCUUACGACAAAACGUCAAAGAGACACAAAGACCUCACAGAUGCAGUAGCUUAUUGUAUUGCAAAAGACAUGCGACCAAUAAACACUGUUAGAUUUCAUUUUUUAUAUUGUGAUAUAGGUAUAUGUCGCGAUAAACUUUUUCUCAUAUCGCUCAGCCCUACUUACAGCAUAGUUAGAAGACAGUUAACGCUCAUUAUUGUGUUUCUCUUCCAUGAAGGAGCAUGCGAGGCAUCACUAGCCUGCUCAACAUGUCAGGUCUAUGUGAGUCCGGCCCAUUAUGACAAACUACCAGAACCUGAUGAGAGGUAGGUCUACUCUACUACGACAGUAUCUCCCAUUACUAAGAAAUCUGUACCUUGGUACACAAGUUAUCUGAUGAAGAAGGUCAUUGUUAAGUACUGAUGGAUAUUUUGGUGUUUUAGGGAGGAUGACAUGCUAGACAUGGCGCCCAUGUUACAGGAGAACUCCAGGCUGGGAUGUCAGAUAACUCUUACUCCAGAGCUGGAGGGCAUGGAGCUCACCUUGCCCAAAGUUACCAGAAACUUCUAUGUGGACGGGCAUGUUCCCAAACCUCACUGAGAAGAGGCACAGAUGAUGAGAGUUGGAGAAGAAUUGGAGAGUAGGACGGCGAGCCAGACAACAUGCGUGCUGGUUGAGGAAAGGGACGACAAUGAAGAGAUGCACGGCUGGGGAAGCAAAGUCCGUAGCAAGCUCCAAGACUCCUUGACAACUGACAGAUUCUCACAGUUACCCAAUGACAGGACCAGCCUGCAGAUGAGCUCCGUCAGAGCCAUUUACAAUAGGAGUCUCACUGAAGAUGAAUUAAUGGUUACUUCCAAAGAAAUCCACGGUGGUAUGACUGAGUGUAUUUAUUUAUAUUGAGAGUUCUCAGGCUAGCACUAUUCAACCUCACAAGCUGCUCUUGUUAAAAUACCAGACCACUGUACAGGCAUAAUCUUUGUUUCAGACAUUGCAGCGCAAGUUUUGACAAAGUUUGUCUUUGUGCCGUUUCAUGGAACAUUCCUUGUUUAGAGCUCACAUACGCACAAUUAUCAUGAGAUGGUGUUCUUAGUUUAUUUCUGCCAGUCUUUCAUUGUCACCCAGAUUCACUUGUCAAACACUAUGCAUACCUUUAACUUUCAUUUAAAGAGCCGUUUUCAUUUCUUAGUGUUGUCAUGGCAUAUCAAUAAGUACCAGAUGGACAGUUUUCCAUAAGUCUUAAACCAUCUAAGACCUGAAGAAACAGCCAUAUUUUAUAGAAAGUAUAUUUGGAAAAGUAGAAAUUGACUGAAACCUUAAAGUAUAGCUUUUAAGAUUUAAACUGUCGAAACAUUUCAUCGCAAAACAUGGAUCGGUUAAUUGUGUUUGAGAAUUAAUGGAAAAUUGCGUGUUUGAAGCCUUCCUUGAUGCCAGUGAUGUGACUUUGAUUAGUUUCUCUGGUUCAGGUGUGCUCUGAUCAAGAACAGGUGGAGAUGAGUCCCUUUGAAGCUGGUGGGCUUCAUUUUGCCAUAUGAUGAUGAGUUUACCACCAUCCAUUCUGUACUUAAGCCUACUGUACAUGUCCAAUUUACACAGAAAUGUACUUCGUUUGUGCAUUGUGUAAUAGAAGUUAUGAGUAUUUAAAGUUGUGCAAUAAAAUCAGUUUUAAGGAAAAGAAAA
Molecule: messenger RNA, 4853 nt
Organism: Xyrichtys novacula (pearly razorfish)
Lineage: Eukaryota; Metazoa; Chordata; Actinopteri; Labriformes; Labridae
Source: the annotation of a GenBank genome assembly